Stegastes partitus (bicolor damselfish) is the source of this 879-nucleotide messenger RNA. Its product is annotated as dynein light chain Tctex-type 3-like. Gene Ontology annotation, cellular component: cytoplasm; cytoplasmic dynein complex. The transcript has 5 exons. Bases 145 to 498 code for a protein of 117 amino acids. Gene Ontology annotation, molecular function: dynein intermediate chain binding. The record is from RefSeq and is a predicted model, not a curated record. Gene Ontology annotation, biological process: microtubule-based movement. NCBI's taxonomy places the organism in Eukaryota, Metazoa, Chordata, Actinopteri, Pomacentridae.
UCCGGGCCGUCGUUGACUGUGUUGACAGCUCGCAGGAACUCCCGACCCGCUCCCGUUUUUUUUCCCUGCGAGAAAAUUGUCUUUUUUCCCCUAAUUUUUCCCACAUUGUAAACGAGGACAGUGAGCCGCUUGAAGCUUCGACACAUGACCGGCAUGGAGGAGUUUCACAACGGCAGCGAGGGCGCAUUCAACUCAGAAGAAGCUGAUAACAUUGUCAAAGAGUGUAUUGAGAGCGUCGUGGGCGGUGAUGACUACAGUCAGAGUCAGGUGAACAAAUGGACGGCCAGCAUCGUGGAGCGCUGCCUCACGCAGCUCGUCAAAAGCUGGAAACCUUAUAAGUACAUCGUGACGUGUGCUGUGAUGCAGAAAACAGGAGCCGGCCUCCACACAGCCAACUCCUGCUACUGGGACACUGCCAUGGACGGAAGCUGCACCGUGAGAUGGGAAAACCGCACCAUGAACUGUGUGGUCAGUGUGUUUGCCGUGGCCAUCGCAUAAACCCGUAAAUGGAAGACCACGCGAGGAAAGCGGUUCGCUCCGGUGGUCAGCAGGGGGCGGCCAAGGGCCACACAGUCCUCAUCCAUACAGCUGUGUUCACCUCGCAGCUCCACAAACAGCUGCACAGGCUCCAGCAGCUGCAUCGUUUCCAGCCUUCAGACGCAUGUAACAGCCUCAUGUGCAUGUAUUUAUCUUGUUGUGCCACUGCAGUGCUUUAAAAACCUCACAUUUACGCCUGACAGCAUGCCGGCAGCUGUAAACAACACAUUAUUCAGCUUCUUUAGCGUUUCAUCUGUUUGUUACUUCAAUCAUGUCUGUGAGAAGAGACUUUUGUACCCGGAGCUGCAGGAUAAUAAACAUGAAGAGAUUUAUGAACAAACU